Petromyzon marinus (sea lamprey) is the source of this 5372-nucleotide messenger RNA. Lineage: Eukaryota; Metazoa; Chordata; Hyperoartia; Petromyzontiformes; Petromyzontidae. The record is from RefSeq and is a predicted model, not a curated record.
CACACACUCACACACACGAACACACGCAGAGGUGACAGGCACACACACACUCACACACACUCACAUUCACACGCGGUGCCACUGAACGCGUGCAUCGAAUCAUUAUCGUUCACCCCACGGAGCUGUGACUUGGGCUAACAACGAUUUCCUGUCCUCCAUUCGUAAAGGAAUGGCCGCGAUUUCUACUCUUGGAACAACAAAAGCAACAACAAUAGUAAUACUAUUAUUAAUUGGAACGGUGUUCGCUGACAGCGCGGGGGUUGGGGAUGGCUCGGAGUCCGGAGUGCAGCGCCAAGGAAGAACACCACGUGAAUUUGUCGUCGUCACCCCAGAGAAAAUGAAUGCCGUAGUAGGCAGAAAGAUUCUCCUGCCCUGCUCUUACACCUGUACAAUCAGCGGUGUUACCCACACGCUGGUGGAGUGGUUCAGAAGGGAUGGACGUGAAGAAGAGAGGAUUUAUCUAUUCCCCAAUGGAAAUAGCAGCAGCGGGCCUUUACAGGCGUCCUGGAUGGGUGAUGUGUCCAAGUGCAACGCCUCCAUCACCGUCAGUGACAUCAAGACCCACGACUCUGGGAAAUAUCGCUGUGAGGUCACGGUCUAUCCACAAAACAUCCACGACAUUGGGUAUCUACAGCUGAAUGUCAACAGUCCAUCAGAUCUGGUGGUUGUGACCCCAGAUAAAAUGAACGCCAUGGCAGGCACUACAUUUCUGCUGCCCUGCGUCUACACCUGUACAAUCAGCGGUGUUACCCACACGCUGGUGGAGUGGUUCAGGAUCAUAGACGGGCGAGAAGAGAGGAUUUAUCUAUUCCCCAAUGGAAAUAGCAGCGGCGGGCCUUUACAGGCGUCCUGGAUGGGUGAUGUGUCCAAGUGCAACGCCUCCAUCACCGUCAGUGACAUCAAGACCCACGACUCUGGGAAAUAUCGCUGUGAGGUCACGGUCUAUCCACAAAACAUCCACGACAUUGGGUAUCUACAGCUGAAUGUCAACAGUCCAUCAGACCUGGCCGUUGUCACCCCGGAUGCAAAGGAUGCCACAGCAGGCAGCACGGCUCUCCUGUCCUGCUCUUACACCUGCAACAUCACGGGUAUUAGACACACGCUGGUGGAGUGGUUCAGGACCAUAGACGGACAAGAUGAGAAGGUUUAUAAGAUCAUAUACAGAAAGAGAAGCCUCAGGCCGAUGCAGGUGACUUGGGUGGGUGAUGAGUCCACGUGUAACGCCUCCAUCACCAUCAGCGACAUCCAGACCCACGACGCUGGACGAUAUCGCUGUGAGGUCACGAUUUAUCGAUACGACAAGUCAAGCACGGAAGACAUUGGGUAUCUGCAGCUGAACGUUCACAAUGAACCAGAACCGACAGACGCAACACUGACGCCAACCUCAAUCCCAGCUCCAACCCCAGCUCCAUCAACUGUAGCUGGCAUCGUGGUUGGAGUCAUUGCUGCUCUGGGUGCUGUUGCUGCAGUUGUUAUUUACUGCCGGAAGAAGAGACCACGUCUCUCACACUGCACGAGAUGGACAAGGACGAGACCACGUGAGCCAAGAGAAUCAGAAGCCCCGGCUCAAGAAAUGCAGCCAAUGAACCCAGUUGGAGAAGAUGCAGGAGCAGGUGAGAGUGACAGAGGUCAAGUUGCACCGGCAGAGGAAGGAGAUGAGCCAAACGAUGAAGAAGGAGAACGUGAGACCUCAACUUAGAGAAGCCAGAAGUCCAGCCAACCAGUCUCAAACCACCUUAGCAAAUGCAGCAACUUGUACCAAUCAACUCACCACUUAACCAAUCAACUCACCACUGCUAGAAACUGACCCUCAGAGUCCAUGAUCAAGACGCCGGCAAUGUAGCGACGUGCAGUUGAAACGCAAUGCCUCGUGAGGUUAACGUAAAGAUACCAAAGUCCUGGUUAGGUCUGGACCGUCUGAAAAUGUAGAUGUAGAACGGGAGGCCUCAACAGUGUGGGCGUGGUUAUAGAAAUGUGGGCGUUGCUAGUGGUGGAGGGAGGGGCAACCAGCUGACCACGUGUCACUGUUGAGCCUCCCAGACACGUGGUAGCUUUACGUUCAUUUUGCAACGUGCACUGUCGUGCUGCCUCACAAGUGACUGGCAUAGAGACCUCGAAUAUUUACACAGAGACCCACAGAUUCACAAAGUGACCAACAUAUUCGCAUGGACACCAUAGAUUCACGUAGAGAUAUAUUCACAAAGAGACCCAAAAGCUCACAUAAAGACCCACUUAUGGACACAGAGGCACAUAAAUUCAGACAGAGACCCAACCACUCACACAUAAAGCCAAUGGCUCAUAUAGUGACCCAUACAUGAAAAUAUAGACCAGUAUACUUUAUAGAAACCCAUAGACUUAGAUAGACACAUGGUUGUGAUUAAACUGGGCUCUCAAAUGCCGUGAGUUUGAUGGUCUCAGCCCGGUCACCAAUGACUGCACAAAACAAAACCCAUCGCGUAAAUUUCUCCCAUCGUACCUCAUUUGUCUGAUAAUUAAAACGUCUGCUUGGCUGCCACGUGACAACGUCUCAAGGUGAGUCGUGCGAGGCGUUGCGAGCCCAGCUGUGCGGAGGCUAUGAAGGGAACGCGAAUGAUUCUCACGACAGUCCAGUCCCUUGCACAGCCAUUUGUUUCACACACCGGGGUCACACCGCUCUGCAACAUUUACAAGUGGAUUCCUUGAAUUAUAUACUGUUAAAAAAGUGUAUUUUUAUAUUCGAGUACAGCAAACUCUUCCCUCUCGCGGGUUUAGCUAUCGCGGUUUUGCAGUUUCGUGCCAAGGCUAUUGAGGUACAGAGUUCGCCGAUCGUGCCCCUGUGGCUGGACCAUUCGCGGUUGAUCACGAGAUUUCUGUACGCAUCGAGCACUGCUCACGAUGAUGCUGCUGCUGCUGCCGGGGAAGAACACACACAGUGCCAUCUUGUCUCAGUCUUGUCUCCGUCUUGUCUCCAUCUUGUCUCCGUCUUGUCUCUAUCUUGUCUCCCGUCUCUUCUCUCAAGCGGCCCAUUGGGGGUCCCGGGUCACGUGGUGUUUCCAGCCUCGAGUGAGGAGGCAGUGAGAUUCAGCCGCCCGCCAUUUUUCUUUCUAUCGUGCGUUAGGAACCGUGAACCAACCCCCAUUAUCCCCAUUUGCCUUCGAGUUUGGGGAAGGCGAAUUUUUCGAUUGCAGCUUUUUACCAAGAACAUAACCCCGGCGAUGGGCAAGAGUUUGCUGUAGACUACAUGCUAAAUCAAUGCACCUGUAUUUUAUUUUUGCAAGGCAUAAUGCACUUUUAUAUAUUUUGUAUGCACAAAUUUAAUAUAUAUUGAAUUUGAUUCGAAAAUAUGUAUUACUCAGCGAAUUAUUGACCUCUUCUAUUAACAUUGCGAGUAGAGGCCAUGUACGAGUAUAUAUUUAAAAUCGUAACGAGUAUUACUCUGGAAAAAUCUUGAUAACCCACACGCCUCCGUACAUGUUUUUCAGCAAAACCCGACAACGUAGCACCCAAAGCCAACACAACGAUGCUGAGUUGUUUGGGGUUUAAUGGCAAGAAUGUUGACACAGAGCCCAGAAACAAACACGGGUCAUUGUGAUGGCGACAGUGACGACUGACCUCUAUUGGCUGGAAAUGCAGGCAUACAACUGAGAGCAACUUUGUUUACCAAGAAGGCAUCUUGAGCGCUAUACGAGGUUUGCCUGUAUACAGCAGUCCCUCGGUUAACAGUGGCGUCUGUUAAUGGUUGUUCGGUUAACGUUUUGCCUCCCAUAGGACCACAUGGUUUCUACUAAUGUUAACAUUGUGAUUAUCAGAACGUUUACGUUACGCAUGCAAGGCGCUAAUUUCGGCCAAUCUGAGUGCUCUUAAAUGGGCAGAGCCAUGCCCUCAGCCAAUCAACGACGUGCCUUUAUGAGCGUUUAGACCUCGACUGGCUUUGUUUAAAUUAUCACGUGUGCUGUUUUGGCAGUGGAAACAGCUCUUUUGCAGACUAAGUGAUUUUGACUUAUAUUUAAACUCACGAGUGAGUUCUAUUAACAGUUAUUUUAGUAAACAGAAGUUUUUGUUGAUCGGGACAAAAUGUUAACCAAAGGACUACUUUAUAUAUAUAUACCCCAAGGGAUGAGGUUGUUCAUGCUUGGAUAUGUAAGCGGUGGGUGUUGUUGACCUGUGUGUAACAGUGUGCAGAAAUGAUUUCAUUUAAGGUAAUCAUUCGAAAAUUGAAACGAAAUGUAUAAUCACAACCUAAAGACUUGUCUGUACACAGUAUUUUUCAUAUACACUCCAUCUUCUGCACAAAAUGGGUCUUCAGUGAACGCAGUGGCAUUUGAAUCUUGACGUAACGCUUGACAAUGCCACGUAUGAUUGUCCAUGAGCGAAAAAAACUGGCUGCGGCAAAUACAAUCUGAAAUGAUGAACGGACUGUCCUUGAGCUUUGUUGAUGAUCAUUGCAAGUGCAACUUGAACAGGGGACUAAUUAGAUUCGUCCGAGUUGGGACGGAGCAGUUGAUUCGUUACCUGAUCAUUGUAAUGCGAGGAAUUAAAACUCUUUUCCCAUGAAGAGAGCCGGUCAUCAUCAUCGCAUCGAUGCAAUUUCUUGCCAAUGGGCAGAUUUGAAAAUCUCGUUCCAUUGCAGAUACCUUGUUCUCCAAGGAUAUUUCGAAUCAACAUGAUUGGCACUCCAACUUUCAAACGUAGCUUGUGAGGGGGCAUUAGAGUGAGUGUGAACGUGUUCACAAACCCGUGAGGGUAAAGCCACUGCUGGAUAUCAUGCACUAAACUACUCACUUGUAUAGGUAGAUGCGUCUGGGUGAUUUGUUUACCUUACUGGUAUUUGCACUAUUGUAUAUUUUGUGCCGUGAUUUUUUCAUGUUAAAUAAAAAAUUUGUAUACAGGUAUGCAAAUUUGUGAAAUUAUGCUGUUUCAUUCAGAUAUGCAAAUGUGGCAAACUUAAUAAAAUAAUGCCACGUGUAAUUAAUGUUAAUUGGUGCUCAUUGAGUGUCAGUGUAAUGUGAUCAAUCGUAUGUGUGAUUAAAUGUGCGUAAAAUAUUAAUUGAAAAUGUACGUGUAUGAUGUGUAUCAUCUAUGCGUGUGUGUGAGUGUAGGAGUAUUAUUAAUGUGUGUGUGUGUUUGUAUUAUGAUCAGUAAUUGUUGCCAUUUUCGUUGUCUAGCGGGUGUUUUGUUUGUGUAAUUGUGUGUGAUGUGGAUGCUUGGCUUCGUUGUCUAGGGGCGGAUUACCAAUCUUGAUAAUACGAUGAUUCUCUCUUAAAUAUUUCCGAUUAUGAUUUUAGUGUAAUUGUGGUGCCACCGCGGCGGAGCAGCUCCGUCGGGGGCCGUAUUCACCACCGUGACACCGCCACCGGGGAGUGACGACGCCGACAUGUAUACACACACGCACC